AACAAUCGCCAAUAAAAUAUUUUUCAAUUCAUAUUUUACGAUAUUAGAAAACAAAAUGUCAGUGUAAUAAUACCCUUACAUUUUUUUUCCUAUAAUUUUUGAAACAACCAAUCAAAUCACUCCAAAUUUGACAUUUCAUUUUGGACGCGCUCAUCAAGAAUACAAAAAAAAACCACAACAAAAAAAAAUUGUUUAUUUCAACUUUGCCUUUUCUUCUACAACUCCACAAAAUCAAAAAAAAAAUUGUUUUUAGUUAAUUCAUCAGGCUAAUCACCCCAAAAAUAGAUUCCCAUUGCUUUUAGCUUUUGUUGUUAUUAUUAUAUGCUUGCGUAGCUUCUCUUGGCCAAGUCGGCUUUUUAGCAAAUAAAGCAAAUAAUUUCCUUUCUUUCAUUAUUUGUCGAGGGGUCGGUCGAUCAUUUGGCAAAAGGUGGGUUCGGGUUUUUUUUUUCUAUUUCUUCAGUUGACGUGUUAAUCGCCCUGGGAACAGUUCGGAGAUAAGUUCUAGAUAAAACCCAGCAAUAAAAUUAUGAACAAAGUACAUUUGGCAAAGUUGUUGCUGAUUGUUGGAGUAGCUUUAGCUACUUUUGACUGCACUUUUGCAGCCACAACGCACAAACAUGAAAAGCACACAAGUAAGGAGCGUUUGAAAGAUGGAUCUUAUAGUCCAAGAGAUGCUCACCACAACGAAGAUGGAGAGCAUCAUGUUGAGUUCGAUCAUGAGGCUAUUAUUGGUAAUGUAAAGGAAGCACAAGAAUACGAUACUCUUUCACCUGAAGAAUCGAAAAAACGUUUGGCAGUUUUGAUUAAGAUGAUGGAUAGAAAUGAAGAUGAAUUUGUUGAUAGGCAUGAACUUAAAGCAUGGAUUUUGAGAUCUUUUAAAAAACUAUCCGAAGAAGAAGCUGUUGAUCGCUUCGAAGAAAUCGACACCAAUACUGACGAUAAGAUAACAUGGAAAGAAUACAUGAUGGAUGUAUAUUCAAUGGAAGAUGAGAACCACAAGAAGGAUAUAACCGAAUACGAUAGCUUUGAGGAAGAACAAAAAAUGAUUCAAGAUGACAAAGAAAUGUUUAAUGCAGCCGACAGUGACAAAGAUGGAUCUCUAACACUCGAAGAAUUUAUUCUCUUCCAAAAUCCCGAAGAACAUCCACAAAUGUUGCCAAUUGUUUUGGAACAAACAAUGCGCGAUAAGGAUUUGAACAAAGAUGGUCAAAUUGAUUUUGUUGAAUUUUUAGGUGGUUCAGCUCAAAACCAUGAACAAGAAUGGUUAGUCACGGAGAAGGAACGCUUCGAUAAAGAUUUCGAUCAGAAUAAUGAUGGUAUAUUGAUUGGAAACGAGGUACUCAAUUGGAUUGUACCGAGCAAUGAAGAUGUUGCAAGUGACGAAGUAGAUCAUUUGUUUGCCGCUGCCGAUGAUGAUCAUGAUGAUAGGCUGUCUUAUGAAGAAAUAUUAAAUAAUUAUGAAACAUUUGUUGGCAGUGAAGCUACCGAUUAUGGUGAUCAUUUGACAAAUAUUCAUCGUUUGGAUGAUGAAUUGUAAACUGUGUGUGUUUUUUUAAGAAGAAAAAUUGAGAUUUUUUUUUUAAUUUGUUUGAAUUUGCCAAAAAUGAGACGUAAUUCUGUGAAGCCAUUUAUAGCAUAAUUAUUAAUUUUUAAUUAUUUAUCUGAACAAAAAUUCACUAAUUGCCUCUUGUAGUCUCGAUAUAUGAUUUUUUUUUAAUAUUAAAGGAAAAUUAUAGCA
Molecule: messenger RNA, 1738 nt
Organism: Episyrphus balteatus (marmalade hoverfly)
Lineage: Eukaryota; Metazoa; Arthropoda; Insecta; Diptera; Syrphidae
Product: reticulocalbin-2
Exons: 4
Coding region: 527-1537 (336 amino acids)
Cellular component (GO): endoplasmic reticulum
Molecular function (GO): calcium ion binding
Source: RefSeq, a predicted model, not a curated record